Molecule: messenger RNA, 7260 nt
Organism: Osmia bicornis bicornis
Lineage: Eukaryota; Metazoa; Arthropoda; Insecta; Hymenoptera; Megachilidae
Gene: Ubr1
Product: E3 ubiquitin-protein ligase UBR2
Exons: 3
Coding region: 523-5871 (1782 amino acids)
Biological process (GO): protein ubiquitination; ubiquitin-dependent protein catabolic process via the N-end rule pathway
Cellular component (GO): ubiquitin ligase complex; cytoplasm
Molecular function (GO): zinc ion binding; ubiquitin protein ligase activity
Source: RefSeq, a predicted model, not a curated record
CGUGUAAUUUAGGAUUGUAAAACUUCAUAAGCCAUUUUGUGCAUUGUUCAAGCAGCUGUGUGAAAGUAUUGCUUAUCAUUUCGUUUUGAGAUGUCAAAACUUGGUUAAUUACCAUUGUUGAGUAUACGAGUUUUGACGGAAACGUGUGAUUAUUAAAAAACGACAAUUUCAAAGCAUUAUUGUAUACGUAAUUGAAAAAGUCUUCUACAGAUUUUGUAUAACAAAGAACUUUCAAUAUCUUUUAUUAACCUUGGCCUGAUCGUCAUAACAAUCAUGAUUGAAUAAAAAUGAAAGCAUUGUGCAAAACUAAACCAAACCACGUAAUUUGUAUGGAUUAGAUUAUUUCAUUUUAUAGGAUUUUAUGAAUGAUUUUGAUGUACCUAAAGUUGAGAUAUUGGAUCGAAUAACAAUGUAAAAUGUAUAAUAUGAUGCAUCUGCCUUUUGUUGGUACAUUAUAUUAAGAAGUGUGUUGAUCCUGUGUAUUAUUGUGUACACAUUAUUUUGGCAAUUUAACUUAUCAUAAUGAAUAACGAACAUCAAAAUAUUGAAGAUAUGGAGUCAUCGCCAGCAGUUUCAUCUGAUCUUCCAAAUUUUAGUAAUCCGUGUGUGAAUACAUGGAUAGAAAAAAUGAAUAAAGGAGUGUUAUCGUGUAAUCAUUUUAAGGAACACUGGAGAAUUUGGGUUCCAAAAAUAUAUAGUCCAGAACCGGAUAGUAAUUGCUUAGACUGGAAUUUUGAUGAGGAGAAGGCACAAAAAGUACUUUAUAAUACCUUAGAAGAAUUUAUUUGUAACGGAGAUCCGCAGGUAGUACUAAAACAGAUAAGUCAAACGGAUAAUGUGAUAUGUGGUAAAGUAUUCAAAAUGGGAGAAGCUACAUACAGCUGCAGAGAAUGCGGCGUGGAUUCAACAUGUGUCUUGUGCGUGGAUUGUUUCAAGCAAUCAGCUCAUCGUAAUCAUAAGUAUAGAAUGGGCACUUCUUGCGGUGGUGGAUGUUGCGAUUGUGGAGAUAUAGAAGCUUGGAAAAAAGAACCAUUUUGUAAUAUACAUUUAGCUGGAAUUCAGGCUAAAGAAGCUCGUGGAAAUAAAUUACCUGGAGAUAUAGCAGAAAGAGCAGUAGUAGCUUUUGAAGCAGUAUUAAGGUACUGCUAUGAAAUAUUGUCUUUAGAACAUACACCAGGAUUACCUGCUGAUUUAUGUGUUAAAGAAACGGAUGAUAAUCCUUUGUCACUGCCAUCGACUUCGGAUCAUUAUUGUACAGUUCUUUUUAACGAUGAAACUCAUACGUUCGAUCAAGUAAUUGCUACCCUAACACGUGUUAUGAAUUGCUCCCAAAGAGACGCAUUAGAAUUUGUAACAAGCGUCGAUAGAGAUGGUAGAGCUGUUGUUGAAUGCUCAGAUUUUCAACGUUGUAAGGAUUUAAAAAAUGAUAUUGAAAAAUUUACUUCAAGACAUAAUAAUCGAGCGUUAAAAGUACUCGUAGUUCAUGUUCAUGUAAUUGCUCAUCAAAUAUUUGCUAUGAAGCUUUUGCAUUGGUUACAACAAUUUAUAAGUCCUUGCGAGGGAUUCAGAGUGCUUUUUAGUAACGUUGCACUCAAUACGAAAUUACCAGUUAUUUCUAUCGUCGAAGGCAUACUUAUGAGAGAUUCACAAUUAUGGAAAUCCGCAAGAACCGCUUGGCAUAGAUUAUUAAUGUCGGGAAUGCUUAUGGAAUAUGAAAGCAAGAAAGCUUUUGCAAUUGUGUUUACUUAUAAUUAUGGUUCUGUUAUGAAAGAUUACAUCAGAGAUGAUCACGAUCAUUCAUUCUCUAUUGUUUCUUUCUCUGUACAAUUAUUUACAGUUCCAACAUUGGCGCAUCAUUUAAUUGCCCAUCACGACGUAUUGUUCAUCUUGUUAAAUACAUUUAUUUCGGAAAGUUCACGUAAAUGUAAUGCAGCAGGAAAAUUAGAAUUUGAAAGAGAUACUCCUAAUACUACUUUUAAAAGAGCUCUAUACAUGCUUCAGGAUCUACGAUAUUUACUGAGUUACAAACCAGAUGUUUGGACGGAUGAAUUAAGAAAAAGUUUUUUACAAGGACUUUCACUUUUACUCACGUUGCUUAGCAGUAUGCAAUGUAUGGAUGCUGUAGUGAGACAAGUUGGUCAGCAUAUGGAAUACGAACCUGAAUGGGAAUCUGCAUUCAAUUUACACAUUAGAUUAUCUCCAGUUAUUAGUUUGGCACUACAGUGGUGUGGUUCAGAUCAAAUUGUUUUGAUAAAGGCUUUUAGACUGGUUCUAAGAAGAUUAUAUGAACAACCAGGACACGAGAUCGGACCCCCUCAAGUGCGAGAGUUAGCAGAUCACAGUGCAACAUGUCUUCAGUACGAUGUAUCUUCUGAACCAGUAUCUAUACAUCUACCACUUUCCAGAUUUUUAGCUGGUCUUUUUCCAUACCUUGAGAAACAUGAUUUACAUUUUCAAUGUGCAGAAUUUAUAAAUCAUACAAAACCUACAUUGGAGCAAAUUAUUGAACCUGUACUAGCUACUCAAGUAAUGAUUGCACAAGUACAUAGCGGUAUGUGGAAAAGGAAUGGAUAUUCUUUAUUAAAUCAGUUAUAUUUCUAUCAUAAUGUUAAGUGCCGUUCUGAAAUGCUGGAUAAAGAUAUUAUUUUACUUCAAGCUGGAGCAUCUUUGAUAGAAAGCAAUGAAUUUUUAAUUCACGUUUUAAACAAAUUUAAUCUUCUACAGUGGGCUAGUCCAGAUUUUGAUGUCAAUGCUGUGAAAUAUCUUGAAGAUGAGAGUAUUAGACAAACUUUAGUUGAAGAAUUUUUAGGAUUACUUAUUACAAUAAUUGGAGAGAGAUACGUACUUGGAGUUGGACAGGUUACUCCUGAUGAUAUCUUGAAAAAAGAAAUAAUUCAACAAUUAUGUAUUAAACCUCUUUCUCACUCUGAGCUUACUAAAACAUUGUCGGACGAUACACAUUGGGAAACUGAAAUGGAAAAAGUAAUACAUGAUGUUGCAGAUUUCAAAAAACCUUCAGGAGCAUCAGGAGCAAAAGGAGUGUAUGAAUUAAAACCUCAUUUAUAUUCAGAAUAUAAUGUAUUCUUUUAUCAUUACACAAAAGAAGAGGUAAGUAACUCUGAAGAGACACAAAGAAAACGAAGGAAAGCAUUAGGAGAAUUGGAGUGUUGCCCACCUCCUAAGUUACCUAAAUUGACAGAGGUAUUUAGUUUAGUUACUAAUUUAUUACAAUGUGAUGUCAUAUUACAUAUAAUGAAAAUUGUAUUAGAGAGAGCACUUAAUUGUAGACCUCGCAGAUUCUCAGAAUCUCAGAUACAUAAAAUUUUACAUCUUAUCGGAUAUGCUUUACAAGAACAAGAAUCUGGUUACUACCCCUUCUUUGCUUUUACGGCAAGAGCCGCUAAAUGGAACAUUUGCAAAUUGUUGGAAGAUUUAUCUAACAGUCCACGCGUAGAGGCGUACAAAGAUUUAUUAACUUGGGUGUUAACAAAAUACAGGGAAGUCGCUGGUUAUACAUCAAUGGAAGUUACCACAGCUGCUGCACUCUGCACAGAAUCUACAACUGAAAACGUUGAAAGUGAUAAAGAAUGGAGAACCAAAAUGGCAGCAGAAAAGCGUGCAAGAAUAAUGGCACAAAUGGCUGCUAUGCAGAAACAUUUUAUGAAAGAGAAUGCUGAACUUUUUGAAGAAGCUUCUUUAGAUGUGAAUAAAUCUAAUGACCGAGAUUCUAAUAUUAAUUUAAGCGAAUGUUCUCAAAAAACACCUGUUGCUGUUGGUAUUGGACAACCAGCAAGAAUGUCUGAAGAAGAAACUUAUAAAACUUGUAUUUUGUGUCAAGAAAAUCAAGCUGUAACAGCGACUGGACCAGCAAUGGUAUUAGCUGCAUUUGUUCAGCAAUCUACAGUACUUUGUCAAAAUAGAGCUACACUGAUGAAUACCGAUGAAUCAAACCCGUUAUAUCUUUCUUCAAAAUUAGGAGCAUCACCGCAUACUAGUACCUGUGGUCACGUAAUGCACGUUCAUUGUUGGCAAGAAUAUUUUAAUAACGUUCUUGCUAAAGAGAAUAGAAGACCAUUUCGUUUACGACAACCUGCAGGUUUUGAUGUCGAGAAACAUGAAUAUCUCUGUCCACUUUGCGAAUGUCUUAGUAAUACUGUAUUACCUCUCUUACCAGCCUUAGGAACGUUACAACCAACUCCUCAGAAUCAACCUGAACUUGACUUUGGUACAUGGUUGGAAGCUUUAAAAAUCACAGAAUGCAAUCCAAGUGGAAAAUUGUACAAAGCGCAAUCUAGUAAGGAGAACAACGAUUUUGUAUGCCCGAUUUGUGUGAAUACUAAACCAUUAGGUUCUCUAGACGAUGGAUCACUUUUAUGUCCUACAAAAGCUAUUCGUCACGAACUUGGAAAUGUAGCAACAAUUUUUGAAUCAGCUUAUGGACAGUCGGGUGUAACUCUAUCUGAAAAUUUAAUAUCUACAAUUCAUUUUUUUGCACAAGCAACAUACGCAAAACAAUUUGGCGCUGAGCCUCAUGAAGGUGACUCUAGAGUACCAUUAUUGGCAUGGAAAUCAACAGCAUAUAGUAUUCAUGCUAUAGAAUCUCUUCUACAGGAUAUGGAUAAACCUUUAUUCGGUGCUUUGUCAUCUAGACAAAGGGACAACUUAGAAGGACUUGCUAGAAUUUCAGCUGUUUUAGGAUCUACAUGUGUAAAUGGUGCUAGUACAAAUUUGACAUGGGCAGAUAAAGAUACUAUUGGACGACACGCUCUUUCUCUUUUAACGUUAUUAUUAAAGAAUCCAGACGAUGGAGCAAGUAUUUUAGAUUGGGAUCCAUUUGGGGUGCUUAUUCCUUUAAUUAAUUCACUGCCAAGCCUAUUUAGUACAAAAUUUGAUAUGCCACCAUCGAUAAUCACCGGUGGAGUAUGUGAAUUUUAUGCCUUGCAGCUUGUAUUUAUAUCUCAUAUAGUGCAAAUAUUAUUAACAUUAGAGUUUAACAAGGAAAUGGAUAUAGACGAUGAAGAUGAAUCUGAAAAUACGUACUCAGAAUCCAUUCUAAUAAUGGCUCAAGCUUUAAACAUUAAUGUUGGCACUCAAACAGCUGUUACUAUGUGGAAACAAGUAAAAGAAGCUUGUUUACCGUUUCUUAGAUGUUGUGCACUUUACUUUCAUUAUAUAACUGAUGUUCCAGCACCCGAGGAAUUAACUAAAGUAUAUGGAGCUACGUAUGAGAAUAUCUGUGCAUAUUUAGGAUUACCCACAACAUGUGAUGAAUUAGUAAAGCCAAAUUUAAAUAUUAUCAUAAAGCUGAUCGAUAUUUGGAAAAGUCAUCCCACUGUUCAGAUGCAUUCGUCUGGUACUAGAACAGUAACGAUAAUAAAAAAAUCUUUGAAAGUUAACAAAUUAGUGGAGCUUCCAGAGGAUUAUAGUGAACUGAUAAAUAUGAUAUCUUCGUUCACAUGUCCCAAUAGCGUUCGUGAAGAUUCUAAGACUCCGACUCUGUGUCUCGUUUGCGGAGAAAUGUUAUGUUCUCAAAGUUAUUGUUGCCAAUUUGAAUUAAACAAUGCAAUGGUUGGUGCGUGUACAUAUCAUGCAAGUAAAUGCGGCGCUGGUGUAGGAUUGUUUCUACGAAUACGAGAAUGUGAAAUUCUCUUCUUAAGAAUUCCAAAUCGUGGCUUUUUUGCUUGCCCGCCUUAUCUCGAUGAAUACGGAGAAACGGAUCAAGGUUUACGAAGAGGAAAUCCAUUAAGAUUGUGUCAUGACAGAUACAGACAGUUGAAUCAAUUGUGGUUGGGGCAUGGACUGUAUGAAUCCAUAUCAAGGGCUAUCGAAUCUUCAAGUAGUCCUAUAUCAACACGAUGGCAGCAUUUAUAACCAUCCUAGGAUUUCCUAUGCAAUCUAGCCCGAGCGUUUAGUUAUGGAUACUAAAUCAAUAUUUAGCAUAAACAAUCAUAGCUAUUCGUACUGUGGUUGUUGAUUAUCUGUUUAAUCAUCACGAUAAACUGAUGAAAUUAUUUAUUUUGAGAACAGAGCGAGGAUGACGUUAUAUAUUUAAAUGAUUCGAUAUUAAUCUCGUUGCAACUUUCUUUUUAGAUUAUUUCAGAGUUUACAGAAUUUUCUAUUAUUGUGUAAAUUAAAUAUAAAUUUCUUUAUAAUUAUUGACAAAAUGUUGUACCAAUUUUGUUACUUGCAGAAAAUUAGUUUUAAUGUCAUUCAAAUAAUUGUCACAUUGUUUAAAAAAAAAAAAAUUAUGAAAUCUUGUGAAUAAUUCGAUUUGUAUAAAUGAGAAACAUUUUAGUCAUAGCUAUUUUAAGGUAUUCUUAAUGGUUAUCAUCAUUUUUCUUGUCAUUUUAUGCAAAUGUUAUAAGCUAUACUUAAAGUAUUUCAUGUCAUAAACUGUUAUAAAUUUAGAAAAGUUAAAUACAUAAAAAUUUGAAAGUAUGAGUUACAAAUACAAAUAAUUUUACAGUCACUAACUUUACAAUAAUAUUUAUUUGAUUUUUAAAUUUCCUAAAAAGUAAUAUGUUGCAGCAUAAUAGAUAAAUAGUGAAGAAAUAAUAGAUAUUGAAAUGAGUUUUUAAUAAUUCAAAUAAAUAAUGUGACAUAAUGUUUGUUUUCUUAUUGCUAGUCUUUUAGUUCGAUACAAUUUGAUACAAUAAAGUACAUAAUUUAACGAAUCUCUUUCUUGCAUAAUAUUAACAUUUUUAUAUUAAUUAGAUUAGUUCUCUGCUUCUACUACAACAUUGUAUUAACUUGUAUAUUAUACAGUUAUUUAAUAUAGAAUUAUUUAUGUAUAAGUUUAUAAUGACAGGAAUAGUAUGUAAAUAUUAAUUAUAUUCUUGAUCAAUUUAACAAGUUUAAAGUCCUUACACAAAAAAUACAGAUGCGAAUAUUCUCGGUCUUAUUUAUGUGCGAUAGAUUUUGAUAAAAAUUAUUUAUAAACUGAUAAUAAUAUGUAAAAUGUUUAAGGGAGUGAUUUCAGAAAAGAUUUUUAUUGUUAAUAAUAGAAUGCAAUGCAGUUUUAAUCAGACUUGUAUGUUUAAUGUCUGUUUAUUUUGAUAUUGUAGGAUAGAAGACAGUGUACUACAUUGACCCAUCAAUAUAUUUUUAGUUGUUAUUUAUUUCAUUUAAAAACAUUAAGUGAACAUUUCUGAUAAAACGUAAAGUGAUAUUUCAUCUUCUAAUGGAUUGUUUUACCUAAUGCUUUAUUGUAUUAAUACAUUUGUUUUAUUUCUGAUUAAUGGAAAGAAAUAUAUAAAAAGU